This is a messenger RNA of Kalmanozyma brasiliensis GHG001, 459 nucleotides long. RefSeq names its product Cro/C1-type helix-turn-helix domain protein. Gene Ontology annotation, cellular component: nucleus. Gene Ontology annotation, molecular function: DNA binding. NCBI's taxonomy places the organism in Eukaryota, Fungi, Basidiomycota, Ustilaginomycetes, Ustilaginales. The record is from RefSeq and is a predicted model, not a curated record. The transcript has a single exon. Bases 1 to 459 code for a protein of 152 amino acids.
AUGUCGAACACGGACUGGGACAGCAAAACCGUCAUCGGACGCGGCGUGCGACCCUCUGGCGGCUCUGGUCCAUCCUCGGGCCCCACCGCUUACGAACGAGCCAAGCAAGUGGGCGCGAUCACCGAGAACGACCGCAAAGUCGCGGCGGGUACGAACAAGGGUCAUGCCGGCACGGAUCACCAGCGCAUCGCCAAGCUCGAUCGCGAGAACGAGGUUGCUCCCCCACCCAAAGUCGCCCCCACCGUCGGCAAGACCAUUGGUCAGACACGUCAAGAAAAAGGGUUGACCCAGAAGGAGCUCGCGACUAAGAUCAACGAGAAGCCUCAGGUGGUGCAGGAGUACGAGUCAGGCAAAGCCGUACCGAACCCCCAGAUUCUGGCCAAGUUGCAGAGGGCAUUGGGAGUCAAGUUGACCGGCAAGGACAUCGGCGCUCCGCUUGGCGGGCCGAAGAAGAAGUAA